Messenger RNA from Thermothielavioides terrestris NRRL 8126, 1757 nucleotides. RefSeq lists its product as uncharacterized. The record is from RefSeq and is a predicted model, not a curated record. The coding region runs from base 119 to 1609 and encodes 496 amino acids. Gene Ontology annotation, molecular function: oxidoreductase activity, acting on the aldehyde or oxo group of donors, NAD or NADP as acceptor. Lineage: Eukaryota; Fungi; Ascomycota; Sordariomycetes; Sordariales; Chaetomiaceae. The transcript is spliced from 5 exons.
GCGGACAGCUUGGGGGGCUUUAACUCGGUGGGGAAUUCAAGUUGUGAGCAGUAAAUAGGUACACCUUCCGAUUUCCAGACAUCAAUCUCAGUGUACGUAGACCCUAGAUGCCACAACCAUGCCGAGACCAUUCAGCAAGAUACGGUCCGCCGCCAUCGACGGCCGGGCCCUCAACCCCAUCUUCCGCAAGCUCCAGCUGAAGCAGCUGCACGAUGCGCUCUCGGACAAGGCGGCCGAGAUCCAGGAGGCCAUCGCAACCGACACUGGCCACACACGAGCCGAAGUGCAGAUCGAGUACUGGCUGGCUCUGCGGCAGCUGAGCCAGGCUCAUGCCGCUCUCGACCCCAAGAAGGCCCUCCACGACGAAUAUGCCGUCUCCAGAGGCGAAAGCGCCUCGCAGAGGGAAGCGGUCGGCAUCGUGGUCAUCCACCCUGCCAAACACGCCUUCUUCUCAUGCCUGAUGUCCGCGCUCGUGCCCGCCCUGGCUUCCGGGAACUGCGUGGUUGUCGAGACGGAGCAAUCCCUCCUGCGCACCCCUCCGCUGGUCCUCGACCUGAUCGCGCACGCGCUGGACCAGGACAUCUUCGACACCGCGCCCGCGCCCAUCAGCGAAGCCGACCUCGGCCACCCGCACGUCCGCGUGCUGCAGAACGGCAGCGACGACGCGGCGCCGCGCCUCGCGCACCGCCUCGUCUCGGACCCCGAGGCGCGCGUCGUGGCGGUCGUCGAGCGCGACGCCGACCUCGACUUGGCCGCGCGCGAGCUCGUGCGCGCGCGGUUCGCCCUGCGCGGCCGGUCGCCCUACGCGCCGGACGUGGUGCUGGUGAACGAGUGGGUGAAGCGGGAGUUCCUGGAGGCGGCGCUGCGGCACGCGGUGAGGGUUGGGGGGCCGGGCGGUGGUGGUGGUGGUGGCGGCGGGGAGAAGACGGGUUUGCGGAUGGGUCUGGGGCCGCAGGGGCCGGUUGCGGACGCGGUGAAGAAGGAGCGCGGCGUCAGCGUGCUGUCGUGGAGCGCGGCUGGGGCGGUGGUGGAUGUAGAGGAUAGAAAGUCGCCGCUGCUGCAGCGGAAGGUGCAGGAGAGCUGUCUGCUCGUGCACGCCGUGACCAGCAUAGACGACGCGAUUGAUUUCUCGCAGGGCAACCGGCGACUCGGAGCGGCCUAUGUCUUCACCAAGCCCUCGGCGGCGAAAUACAUCUGCCAGUUCCUCGACAGCCCCAUGUCCUUCGUCAACCAUGUCCCAACGAGCCUUCUCUUCCUGACCAUGGCCCCGUCCAACACGCCCGUCGACCCCAUCUCCUACGCCCCCUACAGCGAAGAGACCUUCACGCGACCAAAGGCGCAAUUCGCCAGCCCGUCCGCGCAAGAGACCGUCCUGGCCGGGCUUCUGCUGCAGCAGCAAGGUGCAUCGGAACAACUGGCCGCCCUGGUCCACGAGUCGACCGCCAAGUUGCCCGUCUUCAAGCGGUCCAAGGUGGCCUUGACGCACUUCUUCAACCAGGGUAUCCUGACCGGCGGCCUGCUGCUGCUAUCGACGAUGUUGGGCGUCACGGGGGUGUGCACGUACUAUGGUUUUGGGCUCGUCAGGAGUCGAUUGCUCCACGGUCUGUAGAGAGAUGUUCAACUGUAAAAUGGAUGCGGAACAAGAGCUAUUGUAAAAGAAAUAUCCUCCUUUGCCCUUUGCUCAGCUUCAAACAGGGUUGUGCUACAUGAAGUGUAAUGCUCGACUCACGUCUCGUGGUAUUGAUCGCUAGUCUCAA